CUUGUCUGUAAUCUUGUCGGCGUCUUCAGCCUUGGUAAACUUAAUGGUGAUAGACGAUGCUAUGUUAGUAGGUAUAUCCCCAGUUCGCCAUCCAAAGUGCUUGAUCUCAGCUUGAGGGAUAAACGGCUUGUUGUCCUGUAAGAUCUGGGCUCCGUUUUCUUCGAGGGUAUCCACAUUGAGCGUGCUAGUGCGAAUUCCGUGUACAAUCACGCUGUACUUUGAGAUCUGUACCGUUGCACGUGUGCCGAUGCAGUGGACCUAGUUAUUCGCGAAUUGCUGCAGUGCUUCUACCUCUUUGCCGUUGGCUAUCUUUAUGCUACUGUCUCCGGUCUUCAGCUAGUUGGAUAAGAUAAUCUUAAAACGUUCAAUAUCAUCGUUUUCGCUUUGUCUGCUCGAUCUCCAUUGGUACUGUGAGCUUGCCGCGCUAGAAAUUCUCCAUGUUAUACACCAGAGCUAUCAUAUCUCAUUUUUGGACUGGUCUGCUUCCAGGAUCCGGCUCUUCACCGCCCGAUCGCGCAGGUCGAGAUCCACAUAGACUUGACCGGACUCUUCGACCGAUCAAGCGAGGAUUUGAUGGGGCUAGAGGAAUGCUGCAUGGUUGUAUAAAUAUGGUCGAUGUUUCGAAUGGAGUGCUUUGCAGCCAGAAAGAUACCAAACGGCAUUUUGAAGAGCCCUACUGAGGGUUCGGAGACGAUAAAAAUGGCGAUAUGCUUGCGACGGCUUUGUGGAGGCAUUUAGACGAGACGGUCUAAGAUUCCUGUGCUCCACGUCCCAUUUCCCGUCCUCUCCAGUCUCCGGUGCUGCCAGCUCUUCUGAGCUUGAUCCCUAAAGAAAGGACGCUUAGCGCUGCCACCUCAGCAGCAACCUCUUCGUGUCUCGGACUCAACCAUCUUGUUACUCGCUGCGUCG
Messenger RNA from Paraphaeosphaeria sporulosa, 909 nucleotides. RefSeq lists its product as uncharacterized. Lineage: Eukaryota; Fungi; Ascomycota; Dothideomycetes; Pleosporales; Didymosphaeriaceae. The record is from RefSeq and is a predicted model, not a curated record. The transcript has a single exon. The coding region runs from base 438 to 680 and encodes 80 amino acids.